AUGAUCCUCCGGGUCUCAUUUCUUUUUAUUCUUGCUGCUGUUUGGCUGCCGACUGCACAUUCAGGUAACUUUUUGCUUUCAAAAACGUACGAAAACUUAGAUAGCCUCCAAUUUUUCUAGAAUAAUUUUAUUGCGUCACUAGUAAAUCCAGACAGACCCUCUUUUAAUUGGGCUUCAUUAGCGCUUCGUUUCCCCUAGGGACUUUCUUCCAAUACUUCCUCCGUUUCAGUCAAGUGCUACAGCUGCUCGUCGCCUCAAUUGCACCUUCAAUGGGUACGUUUUCUCACUCUUUUUGCUGCUCUCAGAGCCACGUCAUCAUGUGCAUUAGUGGCUGACUGAGAGCCAAAAAGCAUAUCCGUUUUCAAUGCAACGGAAGCCCGCACUUGCUCCGACCAAAUCACGAUUUUCAGCCGAAAGACGAGAGCACGAACCGCCUUCUCUACUUGCAAGAGUUCCCCUGGUUCGCCAAUGAGAGCUGCGAGACCGUAAGUGAUCCCAGAAGUUGGAUUUAUUCGAAUCGGCAGCGGUUCAGGUGAAGGAUCUGAUGCCAGUGGUGGACUGCGAGGACAGCGUGUGCAUAAAGGCGGUGAUCAAGGAGCCUCCUGCCGAAAGAUCGAUCUGCGGUCAGUUCAGUUUCUCUUUUGACAUGUCGUGUCUCAUUUUCCUCCUAAUCUCACCUCGCCCGUCCGUCCGUCAAUCAUCCAUCCCGUUUGCAGAUACGGGAGGCGCCAUAGUCAGGGACUGCUGGAGCCGCGUCUUCCCGGGAGCCGUCAAGAAUCCACGUGCUCGACGCGACAUCGUCCGUCUUGCCCAGACAUCAGACAGCGAGGAGACGAUCGGAAUCAUUUACACUUGCGAGGGUUUCCUCUGUAACUCGUCGGCCGUCUCUUCAUUCUUCGCCCUCUUCCUUCCUCUGCUAAUUCGACGAAAUUGA
This is a messenger RNA of Caenorhabditis sp. 36 PRJEB53466, 934 nucleotides long. NCBI's taxonomy places the organism in Eukaryota, Metazoa, Nematoda, Chromadorea, Rhabditida, Rhabditidae. The record is from the annotation of a GenBank genome assembly.